GACUUAGUCUAUAGGCCAGCCGGCGAACGGCCUGUGAUGGGGAGUCCUACGUAGAUCUUGGCAAACAUGCAGAUGACGUGGAAGGGAAUUGAUUGUUUAGACCUUCGAGUCUUACUUGAGGUUCUGUGAGAUUGUGGGGGGAUUUGCAUUCAGAGUGUAGGGGCGGGGAGUUGAGCGACUUUAGUUGAUGGACCGGACCUACUCCAUUCCGGCAAUUUCAGUGUCUAAGCCCCCCGUGGCAGUUAUCUUGAAGCUGAGUAUUUGGAUUACUGACAGAUGGUAUAUGCUGGCAAUAUGAAGGAAAACGAAUUCAUUUAAAGCUGCCUCAUCUCUAACGAUUUACUAAUAGAGAAACAGCACACUUCAGGUUACCUACAUAAUUUAUAUCUAGUGGGAGAUUCAGUAUCGCAUUCUAUGGAGAGCAUAAUAUCUUUCGACAAGUUUUAUAACAUUGUCAACAAUUCGAGGGUGUUAGGUGAUAAGACAUAUCAUGGGAUCGAUCCAAGCACAGGCAAGACUCUUUGGGGGGCUCCAAUAGCUACAGGGGAUGAUCUCGAUGAAGCUGUAGCAGCCGCCAAUAGCGCUUUCAAGAAAUGGUCUUCGCUACAGCAGCACGAACGGUCCCGGUUCAUGAGGGAUCUUGCUGAUGCUCUAGAGAAGCACAAAGAUGCACUAACCGAAUUACUCGGCAAGGAAAGUGGCAAAUCGGUAUCCUUUGCAGAGUCGGAGGUUGUAAUGGGUAUCAAUACUAUGAGACGGCAUGCGGAUUGGUCAGUUCCCGAUCAGCUCUUGAAAGAUACAGAGGAUGUACGAAUCAUCGUCCAACAUGUACCUAUUGGUGUAGUUGCAGGAAUCACCCCAUGGAACUACCCCUUCCAACUGGCUAUUCUGAAGGUGGCCCCGGCGCUAGCAACUGGUUGCACAGUCAUACUGAAGCCUUCCCCUUUCACGCCUUAUAUCGCUCUCAAGAUAGCCGAGAUCGCGGCUGAGGUUCUCCCGCCUGGCGUGGUGCAGGCUCUAGGGGGUGAUGACAACCUCGGCCCUUGGAUGACGAAACAUCCUGGAAUCCACAAGAUUUCGUUUACUGGGUCUACAGCUACCGGCAAGAAGAUUAUGGCUGUGGCAUCCGAGACACUGAAAAGGGUUAACUUGGAGCUGGGUGGCAAUGACGCGGCGGUAGUAACUGAGGACUUUGACGUCCUUGAGGCGGCACAGCUAGUAGCAAUGGCCACAUUCGCGCAUUCUGGUCAGAUAUGCAUGGCUACAAAGCGAAUUUACGUCCAGGAGUCUGUCUACGAUGAGUUUAUGACGCAUCUUGUAGCGAUUGUCAAAGGUUAUAAGCCAGGCGAGGGCUUCUGCAGCCCAAUCCAGAACACGAUGCAGUUCGAGAAGGUCAAGUCUAUCUACGACGAAUGUGAAGAGCAAGGGUUCAACUUUGCCGUUGGCGGCGGUAGCAAAGUGUCCGUGGACGACAACAGACCGGGGUAUUUCAUCGCACCGGCAAUCGUGACCAACCCACCGGAAAAGUCGCGCAUCGUGCAGGAAGAGCCUUUUGGGCCUAUCGUCCCGGUGCUAACGUGGCGCGACGAUGAUGAGGUAAUACGGCGCGUAAACGACACUCCCACGGGCCUAGGGGCCACGAUCUACUGCCGCGACGAGAGACGCGCUUGGCAAAUUUCCGAAAGUCUUGAGACGGGAAGCGUCUGGGUUAAUAGCGGAUUGAAACUGGAUCCAGUUGCGCUAUUCGGCGCGCACAAGCAGAGCGGUAUUGGCGGCGAGCUGGGGCCGCUCGGACUGAAGUACUACACGAAUACUCGGACAAUCACAUACUGGAAGGAUGCGCCGAAGGGACCGCAGGCAAAGGGCAAUAGGGGUUUAUUUGCGUGAAUCCGCGGGAUCCGUUCCGCCAAUGUAAUGUAUCUCUUAGCUCAUUAUUAUAUGAA
Messenger RNA from Daldinia decipiens, 1943 nucleotides. RefSeq names its product betaine aldehyde dehydrogenase. The transcript is spliced from 6 exons. Lineage: Eukaryota; Fungi; Ascomycota; Sordariomycetes; Xylariales; Hypoxylaceae. Bases 415 to 1887 code for a protein of 490 amino acids. Gene Ontology annotation, molecular function: aldehyde dehydrogenase (NAD+) activity. The record is from RefSeq and is a predicted model, not a curated record.